Messenger RNA from Bombyx mandarina (wild silkworm), 10144 nucleotides. It is a transcript of the gene apolpp, whose product is annotated as retinoid- and fatty-acid binding glycoprotein apolipophorin. Gene Ontology annotation, biological process: lipid transport. Gene Ontology annotation, molecular function: lipid carrier activity. NCBI's taxonomy places the organism in Eukaryota, Metazoa, Arthropoda, Insecta, Lepidoptera, Bombycidae. The record is from RefSeq and is a predicted model, not a curated record.
CGUAAGGAGCAUAGUAUUUCAACAUAAGACUGAAAAUUUUCUAUUACCCCUCACAAUAUGGGGACAAUUAGUUUUAGUCUAAGUGUUAUUUUAUUAAUUUCCGUUUUAUGGGAGCCGGCGUUGGCGGAUAAAUGCUCGUUGGCGUGCAAAGGAUCACCUGCCGGCCCAACCUUUCAAGCUGGGCAGACGUAUAAUUAUGGAGUCGAAGGGUCGGUCACGAUUUUUCUGUCUGGCGCUGACAACCAGGAGACCGGCGUCAAGCUUUUAGGUCAGGUUUCAGUGACAGCACUGGAUAACUGCAACUACCAGUUGGAUGUGCAAAAGCUGAGCGUCUCUGGGCCUGAUGGAAAGAAAUACGAGAGCCCACCCGGUAUCAAAAAGCCGGUCAAGUUCGGUUACCAAGACGGCAAGAUCCAGCCACAGAUUUGCGCGGAAGAAGACGACACACGCCAAUCGUUGAACAUUAAAAGAGCCAUCAUCUCGUUGCUGCAGAAUGAACAAAAACCAUCGACACAGGUGGACGUGUUUGGUAUUUGUCCUACUGAAGUGUCGACCUCACACGAAGGCGGAGCAGUUAUUGUGCACCGCAGCCGCGACCUGUCCCGGUGCUCCCAUCGAGAACAGGGAAAAUCCGACAUCAUAAUUUCCAACGUCAAUCCUAAUGCCGGCGUCAAGGAUAUGCAAGUCCUUCAGUCGACGCUGAAUGUAGAGUCCAAGGUUAUUAACGGUGUACCAGAGAAGGUGGCUGCCACUGAAGAGUAUCUUUACAAGCCUUUCUCCAUUGGAGAGAACGGAGCUAGAGCUAAAGUUCAUACCAAGUUAACUUUAACUGGCAAAGGAAAAGCUGUCGCUCCUUCGAGCAAAUGCACUGACGUUAACAGCAUUAUCUUCGAGAACCCUCACAAUGGAGAGAAAGUCCCUAAGAACGACCACGCUUGUCUCGGAGCAGUUAAAGAAGUUGCCAAGAGCGUUACCAAUAACGUCGGAGCAAACUCAGCAUCGAGUUUCGCUCAAUUAGUCAGAAUAUUGCGUAGAACCGAAAAGGAAGAUCUGGUGAAAGUUUUCAACCAAGUCAAAGGGAAUACUUUAGAAAAACGCGUGUUCCUCGAUGCCCUACUCCGCGCUGGUACCGGCGACAGCAUUGAAGCAUCCAUCCUGAUUCUGAAGACUAGACAGCUGUCGCAACUAGAACAGCAGCUGGUCUUCUUGUCUCUCGGGAACGCAAGACACGUCAACAACGAUGCCCUAAAAGCUGCUGCGGGUCUUUUGGAUCUACCGAACUUACCAAAAGACGUCUACCUUGGUGCUGGAGCUCUCGCUGGUGCUUACUGCCGUGAACAUGAAUGCCAUAGCUCGAAGGCUGACGGAGUAGUGGCUAUUAGCCAGAAAUUCGGAUCCAAGCUCCAUUGCAAGCCUAAGACUAAAACAGAAGAAGAUACAGUCGUGGCUGUGCUUAAAGGUAUCCGCAAUAUUAGACACUUGGAGAACUCUUUGAUUGAGAAGCUGGUACGGUGUGUCAAUGACAACAAUGUCAAACCAAGGAUUCGGGCUGCGGUCCUCGAAGCGUUCCAUGCUGACCCUUGCAGUCCAAAGGUCAAAAAAAUUUCUCUGGACAUUUUGAAGAACCGUCAACUCGACUCAGAGAUUCGUAUCAAGGCUUAUUUGGCUGUGAUCGAGUGUCCUUGCGGCCAUUCAGCUAACGAGAUCAAGAACUUGCUUGACAACGAGCCAGUCCACCAAGUUGGUAAUUUUAUUUCGUCGUCACUCCGUCACAUCAGAUCCUCGGCUAAUCCUGACAAACGCCUUGCACGCGAGCACUACGGUCUCAUCCGUACUCCAAAGAAGUUCAACUCUGAUGACAGAAAAUACUCCUUUUACCGGGAGAUGUCGUAUAACAUAGACGCUCUUGGUGCCGGUGGAAGCGUCGACGAAACAGUAAUAUACUCCCAAGACUCGUACCUACCAAGAUCAGUCAACUUUAACUUAACAGUUUCGUUAUUCGGUCACGACUUCAAUGUUUUGGAGUUUGGAGGUCGCCAAGGUAACUUGGACCGCGUUCUUGAACAUUUCUUGGGUCCCAAGAGCUUCCUGCGUACGGAAAGCCCUCAAGCUAUUUACGAUAGUCUGGUCAAGAGGUUCGAAGAAGCUAAGAAGAAGGUGGAAGAUGGACUAACGAGAGGACGUAGAUCUGUCAAGACGGAAAUUGAUUCGUUUGACAAAAACCUCAAAGCGGAAGCAGCUCCAUACAACAAUGAGUUGGAUCUGGACAUUUUCGUGAAACUCUUCGGUACUGACGCCGUCUUCCUAUCCUUCGGUGACGACAAAGGAUUCGACUUCAACAAGAUCCUGGAUGAUAUCCUUGGCACCUGUAGCAGUGGUAUUAACAAGCUGAAACAUUUCCAGACUGAUUUCCGGACUCAUCUCUUAUUCCUCGACGCUGAACUAGCAUACCCAACUUCAACUGGUCUUCCUCUCCACCUCAACUUGGUUGGUUCGGCCACUGCCAAAUUAGAUCUGGCCACUAACAUCGAUGUACGUCAAAUCAUAUACUCCCCACAAAACGCCAAAAUUGACGUCAAAUUCAUUCCUAGCACUGACCUAGAGAUCGCAGGAGCGUUUUUGGUAGACGCUUACGCUGUCACUACUGGACUAAAAGUUUCAACUACAUUGCGUUCUUCAACUGGAGUCCAUGUCAUAGCUAAAGUUUUGGAAAAUGGUCGUGGAUUCGAUUUGCAACUGGCCCUGCCUGUCGAUAAGCAAGAGCUUCUAGUUGCCUCCAACGAUCUGCUUUACGUAACCGCCGAGAGGGGACAGAACGAGAAAUAUGUUCCUAUUAAAAUAGGAACAGCCCCGAAGGAAUAUCCAGCCUGUUUCGAUCAACUUUCAAGCGUUCUUGGACUCACACUUUGCACUGAAUUCACAACACCAUUCGCUAUUUCAAAAGAUAAACGAGGCCCUAGCGACGACUCCAUCACACAGUUCCUGGCUCGGUUCCCGCUUUCCGGUUCUGCUAAGGUUAAGGUGGUCUUAGAGAAGAAUGAUCUUCGUGGAUAUCACAUCAAGGGUGUCGUAAGAGAAGACAAAGGCGCUGGUAAACGCAGCUUCGAAUUGCUUUUCGAUGCCGAAGGAUCUCGAAAUCGUCGCACACAAUUAACCGGAGAGGUAGUCUACAACGACCACGAGGUUGGCCUGCAAAUAGCUCUAGACUCACCAAUUAAGGUCCUGCAUGCUCAAAUCUCGGCUUACAACAAGCCCAACGAGAUGGUCGCCUUAGUUAAGGCCAAAAUCGAUAAUCUGGAGUACUACGCUAAGGCCGGAUUCGCUGUUCAAGGCAAUGCCCAACGCAGCAUCUACAAACCAAUUUUAGAGUACCAAUUGGCAGAAGAUGGAGGUAAAAAGCAUGAGAUCAAAGUUGAUGGUCAAAUGGUCAAGGAAUCCAACGGGCAAAUCACUCGGUACAGCUUAGAAGGAGUACAGAUUAAUCUACCGAAUACUGAGGAGCCUUUACAGAUAACUGGUCAUGCAGCCAACCAGCCUCAGACAAGGGAAUUCGACUUUGAUGUAGCUGUUAAGAAUUUCGCGUCUCUCAAAGGUGGAGUUAAGGGAACUAAUGUCAAUCUGGAGUUUGAGAACAAACUAAAUCCCGUCAUCAACUUCAAGCUCAAAGGAAUUUUCGAGUUUACCGAUACGAUUCACAACGAAAUUGACUUGCAAUACGGACCAAACUUUAAAGACCCCAACUCGAGGAUAUUCUUAUCUCAGCUGCUGAAGUACCACAUUAAAUCAGCUGAAGACUUCAAUAUUAUCACCAAAAAUAAGUUUGAAAUCCGCGCUAUUCCAUUCAAGAUUGUAGCCGAAGCAGAUAUAGACCCUAAAAAAGUGAUUGUGGAAAUAGGGGGACAAGUCGAGCAGAGAAGCGCUGCGUUCGAACUUGAAGCUAGAACUCAAAUAGAGAAACCAGGAGAUUACAGUGUAAAAAUUAAAGGAAAUAUCGACAAAUUCUGUGUCGAGGUUUUAGCCAAAAGAAAUAUACUAAAUGCUGAUAAAUCCAACCUAGAAAACUACGUUGAUAUAAAAGGUUAUGGAAGAUACGAACUUUCCGGUGUGCUUUUGCAUAAGAAUAAACCAAACGAUGUGAAUCUUGGAGCUAUAGGUCACCUUAAAAUCAGCAGCAGUGGAAAGAGUGAUGAUAUUAAAUUCGAUGUUGGCGUGGUAGAGAAUACUCAUUUUUACUCGUCGCACGCCGUUAUCUCUAAUUCCAAGGGUACUCUAUUGGAUUACCUAUUGAAGAUCAGCAGAGGGGGUACCCCAAGUGGCCAAUUGAAAUUCGUCCUGAAAGACACAAUCGCUGCUAACGGAGAAUACAAAGUUACAGGAAACGAUGGAAAAGGCAACGGAGUUGUAAUUGUCGAUUUUAAAACGCUACAACGAAAAUUCAAAGCUGAUGUAAGCUUUUUGGCCAAGGAACCCGUGUUUAACGCAAACAUCGACUUAUAUUUGGACUUUGACAAGAACAAAAAUGACAAAAUCUGUUUCUCUACGAAUACCAAGAAAACCGAUAAACUACUGGAAUCCAAAAACAAAUUGGAAUACGGCGGAAAGAACUUCGAACUAAAUAUCCAUUUGGAAGGUAAUUUCGAUUUAACCGGAGCAACUCGUGCCAAAGUGGAAAUCGUUCUGCCCAAUGAAAGGUGUCUGUCUUAUGAAGUUAAUCGCAAUAUAGCCGUCAACAAUGCCGGGCUCUAUAACGGCUUCGCCAAAGUACUGAUCUCGGAUGAAGAGAAACGUGGUGCGGCCGCUUCUACGAUCAAAUACGAAGCUAAAAUACGUGACACGAACAUCGAAAAGCAAAUCAUCAGCUAUGAGGGUCAACUGGAAUUCCAAUUUAAGAAUAAAGGUCAAAGUCAAGACCUUAAAAAUACAUUCAGCCUUAGGAACUUCCCCGAUGGAGACAAAUUAUACAAUUUCGACUUCAAGACUGACGUCAGAGGCAACUUGAUCCCGAAGCCAGCAUCUCUGGUGGCAAGCGUGACAUACGACAGUUCAAUGAGCAUGCUCGAUGAUAAAUACAGGUUCAAGGGUAAUUAUGGUGAUGAUAUCUCGUUCGAGCUGGCUGGUGUACAGGAGAUCAAACUCACGAAGGGCGAAAAGAAAUUCAAUGAUGAUUUCGCAUUGACUAUAAGAUUACCAUUCGAAAAAGCUCACGACAUUAAAUGGGUUUCCACAAUACUCUUCCUUCAACCUGAAGGCAAAGACUUUGUUGAGUAUACCCUGAUAGAGUCAGUGCAGAUCAAUGCGGAUGUAUACAAAAUCGACAUGAACGGCAAGAAAAGUGUUAACGAUGGAACUGGAACCCUCAAGUUCUUGGUCCCUCAUGUUGAUCCAUUCAUAUUGGAUUAUAAAUACAAGAAUGGACUUGAAGGGGAGAAAAAGAGCAACGCAUUCGAAGUGAGAGCGAAAUAUGGCAAAGGCAAAAGUGCUGCAAUAACCUUGGACACUGCGUUCUCGCCACACGAAAACUAUCUCCAGUUCAAAGGGCAAGCUCCCCAGGCCGAGAACCUGAAGAAACUGGAGUUCACUAUAAACUCCAAGAACCCAUCUCCGGACUCAUACAGUAGUACGCUCAUCGUAGAUGCCGAUGGAAGGGUCUACAAAUUGGAGAACAAUGUAGUACUAUCUAAGGCCCAUCCAGUAUUGGACCUCAAAUACUCCAGUCCAAGCUCGAAUAGACCAAGGAAGAUCUACAUCAAGGGCACCUCUCUUAGUUCUACUCAAGGCAAGAUCGAAGUGAACCUACAGGAUAUCAACGGCAUUUGCCUUGAUGCCGUUUCUGAAGGAAACAUCCAGAAGGACAACAUUGCCAUUAAAUUCCAGGGUAACUCCAAGGAAUUGGGCAUGAAAAACUAUAUCGUCGAGAUCAGCAGUAAAGACGCUGGUAGUGGAAAGAGAUUGGAAUUCCAUGCGACUAAUGACAACAAGAACGUAUUGAGUGGAAGUACCUCGUUCAUUAGCAAACAGGAAGGCCAAGGAACUAUCAUAGAAGGUUCUGGAACUGUCAAAGUUAAGGAAGAACAGAAAUCGGCUAACUUCAAGUACAUUCGCACCGUUCUGACCGAGGGCAACGAGAAGGGAGUGGAGACAUUCUUGAAGCUGAGCCUCGGUGAAAGGAGCUAUGCGGCUGAAUCCCGGGUCACGAACCUCGAGUACAAGAACUCUUACAUUUACUGCGAGGAGAAGAAGCAGUGCGCCGCAAUUGAGAUCCAAUCCAAGAUUGAUUUGUCGAAACCCGGAGUUAUCGUCAACGUGGUUAACGCCGGAUUCGAUCUUCGUACGCUUGGCAUCCUACCUGAAAUUGGCUUCCAAAUGCGAGAUGAGGUCUCCGACAAUCGUUUCCCGAGAUUCACUUUAGAUCUUCACGUCAACACCAAGGAGAAGAAGUACCAUCUCAACGCUUAUAAUACACCUGAUUUCGGAAACUAUGGUUCGGGAGUCGUUUUCUAUCUUCCGUCCAGGGUUAUGGCUUUAGAGACCAAAGUAACGUACCCAACCAGCAAUGAUUCUCCGUAUAUAUUCACUGGAGAGGUCUGCCUCGACAUGGAUAAGAAGAAACAGGGCCACAAGACUUCUGCUAGAUACCUCAUCAAUUUCUCCAACUAUAGGAAUGUUCAGGAAUCUAUUAAUGCAGAAAUUGGAUUCUUCCACCCGAGACUUGACAAGGAGGUCGUCAUCAAGUCGAACACAGUCUUCAAGGUCCCAGAAGUAAAUCGAUAUAUUCUCGAAUCAUCAGUCAGCCUCUGUCACUCCUCUCUCGGUGCUGACCGCGUCUCAAAACUGUUGUUAGAUGUUUCACCAACGAAAUUCGUUUUCUUGGCCCAAACACCAUUUGUAAAGGUUAUAGACUUAGAAGGAACAGUGGACGUGCAAAGCAAGGCGAAGACCCAGCAAGCUAAGUUGAGGUUCAAGCUUCUGGAGGGCAAGGAGGUCAGCGUCCAGGCUCUGGCGAAAGACUUCCAGUAUUUCGAGUUCACAACAGGUUAUCUUGAAGAGGCAGACCGCAAGCUCUCUAUCGUCGGUCAUUUGGUCCCGGAAAAGAGAGUAGAUAUAACCGCUGAUAUCAUCCUAUCUGGUGACAAGAAAAACAUCGCCCACGGGGCACUUUUCCUGCAAGAUAACCUGGUUAAAAGCGACUACGGACUAUCCAAAGAAAACUUCAACUAUUUCUUGAACGCUCUGAAAAACGACCUAGACACAUUAGCUGAGCGCAUCAAAGAAAAAAGUGAAAAGGCCGGCCAGGAAAUUUCAACGAUAUCCCAAAAAACAGCUCCUUACUUCAAGAAAAUCGAUGAAGACUUCCGCAGAGAAUGGAGCAAGUUUUACCAGGAAGUCACUGAUGAUAAGACCCUGAAGGAACUAUCGCAUGCUUUCAACGAAAUAGUCCAGUUCUUCGCUAAGAUAUUCGACACCAUCUACAAAGGUACUGAGCCGAUUGUGGAUAGCAUCAUUAACACGUACGUCGAGACAGUCAAGAAGAUUGCGGAAUUAUAUGAGAAACAGCUCGAACCUCAAGUGAGACAGCUAUACGAAACCUUGGCGGCCUUACUCAAGGAGUAUUUAGAUGGCUUGAUCGACCUCGUGGCGCACUUCGCGGCUCUGAUCACAGAUUUCUUCGAAAAACACAAGCCUGAGCUGCAGGAAUUCACGAAUGUGAUCACCGAUAUCUUCAAAGAUCUAACCCGAAUAAUUGUCGCUCAAGUAAAGGAACUUCCUUCUCUGAUAGCGCAGAGCUACAGAAACAUUGUCGAACAAAUUAGCGCGCUGCCUAUAUUGUCUAAUUUGAAAGAGAAGUGGAACGAUCUGGUAGUUCCCGAGAAGAUUCUAGAAGUGACCCAGAUACUGUACAGCAAUAUCCAGAAACUGUUGCCAACGCAAGAAAGCAGAGAUCUGGCCGAAGCGAUCCACUCCUACGUUCAGAAGAAACUCCGUAACCAGAAAUGCGAUGAUGAGAAGGAGCUGCGUGUGGUCUAUCAGAAGUUGAUCACAGCUGUUACAUCUCUCGUCCAGUUCUUGAGGACUCAGCUGAACGAAUUUGGCAUUAUCAACACGACGCCCGACUUUGCGAACUUCUUCGCUGCUCCAAGCUCAAUUAAGUCCGCUCCGUCUCUUGCUGGAGAGGCAACGUGGAGCUUCUUCAAGCAGUUGUACUCCGGUGAUUUCCCUGACAUCCUGGCCCUUCUCAGAGCCUACAGACCUCGUAGCAUAAACCCACUCGACGAAGUGCCGUCUAAGCUCCGCGCUGUUGUUGUGAACGGUCAACACAUCUUCACGUUCGACGGUCGCCACCUAACCUUCCCAGGAAACUGUCGCUACGUAUUGGCGCACGACCACGUUGAUAGAAACUUCACGCUGCUAAUCCAACUUCAAAACGGAAAACCCAAGGCUCUUAUUUUGGAAGAUAAGAGCGGAGCUAUCAUCGAAUUGAAAGAAAAUGGACAGGCUAUUCUGAACGGAGCUUCCAAAGGAUUCCCGAUCAUCGAAAAGGAUGUGUUCGCUUUCCGUCAACCAAGCAACCGAAUCGGUGUUGGCUCAUUGUACGGUCUCAUGGUCUUCUGCACAUCUAAACUUGAGGUGUGCUACAUUGAAGCUAACGGCUUCUACUUGGGUAAACUUCGCGGUCUUCUCGGAGACGGUAACAACGAGCCUUACGAUGACUUCAGGCUACCUAAUGGAAAGAUCUGCACUUCGGAAAGCGAGUUCGGUAACGCGUACCGUCUGGCCCGCAGCUGUCCACAGGUGCAAGCGCCCGAACACUCCCAUCACCAGCUGCACGAUGCAUCCCUCCCCCCCGCCUGCGAACAGGUCUUCGGGGGAAUAUCGCCGCUCAGGACCCUGUCAUUGUUCAUGGACAUGUCGCCUUUCAGACAAGCGUGUAUUCACGCCGUCACAGGCACAGACGCCGCUAAAGAUUUGCACGAAGCUUGUGAUUUGGGACGAGGAAUGGCAGCUCUAGCGCUGACCGGCCUUCUCCCUGCCGUACUUCCGAACGUAUGCGUCAAGUGUACUGAUGCAGAUAAGCCGAGGGACAUCGGAGAUAGCUAUGAAUUCAAAGUUCCCAACAAACAGGCUGAUAUUAUCCUGUCAGUUGAGACAACUGAAUCAAAUGCAAAGACUUACAAGGAUAUCGUGGUACCGCUCGUGUCACAUUUGAUUGACAGUCUAAAGAGUAAACACAUUACUGACGUCAAAGUGUUCCUUGUAGGACACACCUCCAAAUAUCCAUAUCCGAUCUUGUAUGACACUGACCUCAAACUGAAAAACGCCCACGUACACUUCGACGACAAGGAACGCUACAAUAACAUCCCCACCAUCAAGACUGGGUAUGAAUCCUUCGACAAAUACGAGGACCAAAUCAUCAGUAUCAUCAACGACUUGAAAAAUACAUAUGGAUUCAACAACAUCGAAGCCAGCAAGCAAUCGUUGUUCGAUCUUCCUGUCAGACCGGGUGCUAUCAAACACUUGGUCUUCGCUAUUGGUGAACCGUGUAUCGGACGAUGCUUCCUGCUCGACGCAAUCGAGUCAGCCAUUUACGAUGUGAUCUUCAAGAACAUGGCGGUUACGACAUCGCUGAUCACGGCCACACCCGACCUCAAGAUUGGAGGUGGAAAGAAUUUGAAUCAAGUCGUUGGAUUCAGUGAGCAUUCCGUCGUGCUGCUUGGCGAGAAGAAACAAACUAAAGAUUCUGAAACUUUGAGAGGAACGCUCCAGAAGACCGACGAUUCAUGCGUAAACUUUGUUGAAGGCACCGGAGGCUACGUUUUCUCGUCGACCAACUUCGAGAAGUUGAAUGCGCCACAGCAGAAGCAGUUCAUCCAGACGGCCGCCAACACGAUCACGCACAAGCUCCUCAGCGAGCAGCUGUCUCAGCUAUGUACCUGCACCUACGUGGAUCCGUUUAGGGUUCGCUCUGUCUGCGUAAACAAGGAUAAGAAAGACGCUUCGCGCAGGAGGAAGUAGGAGCAUCGUGAAGUCAAGAUCAUCUCAUCUUAAUAUUAUCACACCGUGAGACGUGCGACCGUCCCGCCUCGUUCAUAUGUAAUGGUAUUAAUAAGUAACCACGUCAUAGUAAUAAUAAAAAAAUAUAUUAGUA